Messenger RNA from Anopheles moucheti, 1755 nucleotides. RefSeq names its product glutamate receptor U1 (gene Ir68a). Gene Ontology annotation, cellular component: membrane. The transcript has 2 exons. The record is from RefSeq and is a predicted model, not a curated record. Gene Ontology annotation, molecular function: glutamate-gated receptor activity. Lineage: Eukaryota; Metazoa; Arthropoda; Insecta; Diptera; Culicidae. The coding region runs from base 1 to 1692 and encodes 563 amino acids.
AUGCACAGUUAUCGACUAUUCGUACCACAGUUAAAUUACAUCUGGAAGCGCAUUGUCGACGUGCUGUUUGUGCGACCGCUGCAAAGGAGAAAGAAAUUCAGCUGGAAAACACUUAACCAUUCCAACGCGACGCCUGUCUACGAACUUAGCACCGUUCCAUUUCCGAUGCCAAUCAAUGGUGUGUUUUUCUCGAAAAUUGUAAACUUUUGGCAGGCGGGUAAAUUCCGAUUAGCAAACAGCACGUUUUUCAGCAAUAAAACUAACGACCUACGUCACCAAAAAAUGCACGUCGUGGUGCUAGAACAUACACCGGCCGUUUUCAAAUUGGAGACACGCGAUGGAAUGGCAUCAGGCACGAAAAAGUCAAACAGUUCCGACGACAGCACAGGCGCCAUUUCUACAGUAUCGCAAUCGAAAACCUUCUACUAUGGGCUGGAAAUUGAGCUGCUUAAAGCCAUAGCAAAGGCCAUGCGGUUCGAUAUGGUAUUCUACGAGACGUUCGAUGCCGACAUUGAACGAUGGGGCAAUGUGCAGGACAAUGAAACGCUUACCGGAUUGCUUAGAGAGAUGCACGACGGAAGGGCGGAUUUCGCCCUCGCCGAUCUACACCACACGCAGUACAAUCUUGGCUUCAUGGAUCUCAGCAUACCCUACAACACGGAAUGCUUAACGUUUCUCACACCCGAGGCACUGAGCGAUAACUCCUGGAAGACUCUCAUCCUUCCGUUCAACAGAGAAAUGUGGACGGGUGUUAUGAUAUCGCUGUUUUCCGUUGGUUUCGUGUUUUACGCAUUCUCAAACACGCUCACCUUCUACACCGCGAGUAGCUUGAAAAAGUUACAAAUGAUACCGUUUAAACGCAAACCGGAACCCUGGCAUGAUCCUUUGCCGGCGUACGAUAUUUUCGAUACGUUUGCCGGCUGCAUCAUAUACACUUACAGCAUGUUACUGCUGGUAUCACUGCCACGACUGCCCAAUGGAUGGCCGCUUCGUGUCCUUACCGGUUGGUACUGGGUGUACUGCGUUCUGGUCGUAGUCGCAUAUCGGGCCUCCUUCACGGCAAUACUGGCAAACCCAAUACCUCGGCUAACGAUUGACACGUUGCAGGAUUUAGCGGAAAGUCCCAUUCGUUGCGGAGCUUGGGGUGCACAAAAUAAGCUCUUUUUCCAAAUGGCCCAGGAUCCGUAUUCGCAAGCGAUCGGUGCAAAGUUGGAGCAUGCCCCGAACUACAACGAGGCGGUUGAUAAGGUCAACGAGGGUCUGUACGCGUACUAUGAAAACAUCUACAUUUUGCGCCAGCUACGGUCAACAAGGAAAUCGGAAAAGGCUCGUCAAACGCUGCACAUCAUGCAAGAAUGUGCCGUGCAUAUGCCGAUAUCGAUCGGGUUGGAGAAAAACUCACCGCUCAAAUAUCAAGUCGAUCGCCAUGUCAGGGCAUUGAUCGAAGGAGGCCUCACCAGAAAAUGGCUCUCGGAAGCGAUCGAACGGUUCCAGUCGAACGUGGAGCUACCACCGCAAGAGGCUACGAUCGAUUUGAAGAAAAUGUACGCCGGCUUUGUAGCGCUCGGUCUCGGCUACACUCUGGCGUUGUUCGCAUUCAUCGCGGAAAAAUUGUACUGGUCGUAUGUCAUUGAAACCAAUCCGGCAUUUGACAAAUAUUUGCAUGGCAUUACGUUUCGCAGGCGUCUGUGAAUGUGUGGAAUUUUAUUUUCUUCUCGCAAAGGCCAAAUAUGUGGGCCAACGUUUUAUGUUAUA